Dovyalis caffra is the source of this 1071-nucleotide messenger RNA. NCBI's taxonomy places the organism in Eukaryota, Viridiplantae, Streptophyta, Magnoliopsida, Malpighiales, Salicaceae. The record is from the annotation of a GenBank genome assembly.
AUGGAAGAACAUACUCAUUUGAAGAUGUCGUCAUGGGUUCGAAACGAUUACACACCUCCUCUUCCUCCUUCCUCAAUCUCUUCUCCAUAUACUACUAAUACUGCAUCUUUCCAUAAAGAUUCAAAUCCUUCAUCUUCUGGUUCUAGAAUUAGCCCUGCUAUUCUUUUCGUUAUAGUGAUACUUGCUGUACUAUUUUUCAUCUCUGGUUUGCUCCAUUUGCUUGUUAGAUUCCUUAUAAAACACCCAACUUCUUCAGCUUCCUCUCAAUCUAAUAGAAACCCUGAAAUAUCUGGCUCAGAUGCUCUUCAAAGACAGUUGCAGCAGCUGUUUCAUCUCCAUGAUUCUGGUCUGGAUCAAGGUUUUAUAGAUGCUCUUCCUGUUUUUCAGUACAAAGAGAUAGUGGGUCUAAAAGAGCCAUUUGAUUGUGCUGUUUGUCUAUGUGAAUUUUCAGAGAAAGACAAGCUGAGAUUGCUUCCUAUGUGCAGCCAUGCUUUCCACAUCAACUGUAUUGACACUUGGCUGCUGUCCAACUCGACUUGUCCUCUUUGCAGGGGAACCCUUUUCUCUCCGGCUGGGUUUUCAAUGGAAAACCCUAUGUUUGAUUUUGAUGACUUUAGAGAGGAUGACGUGUGUCCUGGUAAUGGAGAUAAUAGGUACAUUCCUAGUCAAAAGAGCGGGGUUUUACCUGUGAGACUCGGUAAAUUCAGGAAGCUAAAUGGUGUGGCAGAGGAGGCAGGUGGAGAAACUAGUAGCAGUAAUUUAGAUGCCAGAAGAUGUUUUUCAAUGGGUUCGUAUCAGUAUGUGGUUGUUGAUACAGAUCUUAGGGUUGCCUUAAGCAAUGAGCGGCAGAGUUGCGAUACCAAGCCUGCCAGAGGGACAGAACAGAAUGUUGAUAGAGAUUUGGAGGAAAACAAGAUUAGUAGCUUGACCAAGGGUGAGAGCUUCUCUGUAUCCAAAAUUUGGCUUUGGCGUAAGAAGGGAAAAUUUUCUAGCUCGUCAGAUGCACCGAUGGGCAUGCCUUCUUUGCUUAAUGUGGAUUUGCCAUGGAUGAAUGGAACACUGGAAAAAUAG